AGAUUGGAUGAAAAUGAUGAGCCUCCCAUAUUUACAGAUUUAAUAGAAAACGAAAAGAAAAUAGGAACUGUUCGUAUAACAAAUCCUUUACCAAAAAUAGAGAGGAGGGAUGAGCUGAAGGAUAAUUAUAUGAAGUGGUUAAAAACUGAAAGAUUGAUGAGACCUAAUGAAAGAAGAUUGGAAUAUGAGCAAAUGCAGGAAAAAUAUUUGGAGAGCAUAAAAUUAACUCAUGAUAUAAAAAAGGACGUUAAGCUUGCAAAGGCAAUUAAAUCACAUUAUCCUAGAGGAAUCGUAGGAGUCGAUUCUAUAUAUAAUGAGAACACUGUACUUUAUAAAGAUCAACAUGAGGAAAUAAAGAAAAAAUAUGAAAUAAAAGAAAAGAGAUUAAAAGAAAAGGGGGAAGUCUUGGAAAAGCAUAACCAAAAAAAUGGGAACUUUUUAACCUUUCAAGAAAAUAAUUAA
Messenger RNA from Plasmodium reichenowi, 462 nucleotides. RefSeq lists its product as hypothetical. The record is from RefSeq and is a predicted model, not a curated record. Lineage: Eukaryota; Apicomplexa; Aconoidasida; Haemosporida; Plasmodiidae. The transcript has 7 exons. The annotation marks the transcript as partial.